Messenger RNA from Nannochloropsis gaditana CCMP526, 990 nucleotides. It is a transcript of the gene SNRPB2, whose product is annotated as U2 small nuclear ribonucleoprotein B''. The transcript is spliced from 2 exons. Gene Ontology annotation, molecular function: U1 snRNA binding. Gene Ontology annotation, biological process: mRNA splicing, via spliceosome. The annotation marks the transcript as partial. The record is from RefSeq and is a predicted model, not a curated record. Gene Ontology annotation, cellular component: U1 snRNP.
AGGCGCGAGGACAGCGUACGUGCCGAAACACCCCGGAUUUGUCGCACCGCCUCCUUUCAUCGAGAGCAGAAGCUUCUUUGGCCUUUUCCGACCCCCUGUGCCCGAUCUUCUUUGCCUCAUCUUUCCCUUCCUUCCCCCCUCGGCAGAGGGAAAUCUGGACUUUCCACGCGAGGACAAGAUUACGUGAAAAUGGGGGACAUUCCACCGAACCAGACGUUAUACGUGCAAAACCUGAACGAAAAGUUGAACAAAGUUUCCCUGAAAAAACUCUUGUACCUCGCCUUCUCCGCCUACGGGCGUGUCAUCGACAUUGUCGCCUGCCGUGGCGAGUCCCUCCGGGGACAGGCCUGGGUCGUGUUUGACUCCGUGGGCAGUGCCACGACUGCGUUGAGGAGCUUGCAAGGUUUCCCCUUUCUGGGCAAACCGAUGCGCAUCCAGUUUGCGAAGGGCAAGAGCAACGCGGUGGCCCUCAGGGAAGGCACCUACGAGCCAGGGAGCAAACGGCGCAAGCGAGGGGAGAAAGACGGAAAGAAGAAGGAGGAAAGCCAAAAGCUCAGCGGAUCAAGAGAUGAGGGGAAGCGAGGAAAAGAAGCAGAGGCGGAGGAGCACGUCGCGGGAAUGGCACUGGCGGCAGGGGAAGUGAGCAGCAUGCUGAUGGCCCAGGAGCUACCUACAGAGUGCACGGAGGAGAUGUUGGCUGUCCUGUUCAGACGUUUCGCCGGCUUCCACGAGAUUCGAUUGGCGGGUCAACGCGGCAUUGCUUUCAUUGAAUUUCGGGACGAAGUAUCUGCACGUACCGCCUUUCAAGCGUACAACGGAUUCAAACUCUCUCAAACCGACGCGCUCAAAUUGACUUACGCGAAGAGGUGAUACGGCAACAUGAGGGGACGUGAGCGGUUAAUAGAGGGGUGUGGAUGAAGUGAGGAACAAUACAUGUCAUAGUCAUAAUAAAUCGGCAUGCCUCAACGCAACAAGCGACAGAUGAAGCCA